AUGGUCAAUCGCUUUGACAUACUCUGCAUGCAGGAAACCCACAUCGGCCCUGCACAACACCGUCCUACCAUCCCUGGAAUGAAUCUGAUCGCUGAGAGCCGACACAGAGAGUAUGGAUCAGCUAUUUUCAGCAGACCAAACCUCAAGAUUGAGGAAGUUUGGACCCACACUACAGAAGGGAACAUGGAAACUAUCACAGGUGCCCUCCCAAAUGUCUCUGUCACAUCAGUCUACAAACCACCUGCAUCCCCCUUUCUAUACACAGAACUACCAGAAAGAUGCAAGAGGAGAUUUCACAUCAGCAUCGGCGACUUCAAUGCCCACAGCACAUCAUGGGGCUACGAGAAUAAUAACAAAGAUGGAGAUGAAGUUGAGACCUGGCUCAAGUCAAAACACCUCACCCUAAUCCACAACGCCAAACUCCCCAAAUCCUUCCACAGUGCCAGAUGGAAGCGAGGAUACAACCCAGACCUUGCCUGUGUUAGCAGCGACAUCGCAUCGAGAACCCACAAGGAAGUCCUGGACCCUAUCCUACAUACCCAGCACCGGCCAAUCGCCAUCACUGUUACAUCGGCUCUCCAAGCAACCACCAUCCCGUUCCGCAGGAGGUUCAACCUGCGGAAAGCUGACUGGCUGUCAUUCCAACAGGAGAUAGAGCACUCCAUAUCUAACAUACCAUCACUUCCCAACAACUACUCCAACUUCACAGAUCUGGUAAAAAGGUCGGCCAGGCAUCACAUACCCAGAGGAUGUCAGACACAGUAUAUCCCUGGGCUCUCAGAAACAUCCAGCGACCUGCUGAAAGCCUACUAUGAGGAAUAUAACAACGACCCCUUCUCCUCCACCACCAUGGAACUGGGAGAGACCCUCAUCAGUGAAGUUGGUCAAGAAUGAAGGAAAGUCUGGAAGGAGCUGAUAGAGAACACGAACAUGGCAAACAACAGCAGGAAGGCAUGAGCCACAAUCCACCACCUUGGCGAAGACCACACCACUCCACCCAUAAUCACAAUAGUCACAGCAAACUCUGUUGCAUCACAGCUGGUGGCCAACGGCCGAAACCAACUCUACCGCCGACCCACAGGAGAACACCAUCGCACAGUAAUAUCAGACCAGCCACAACCAGCCAGCUCUCUCACCAAACCCUUCGACAUAGAAGAACUCGAAACUGCACUGGGAAAGCUGAAACCCAGAAAAGCAGCAGGGAUUGAUGAUAUUCUGGCAGAAAUGUUACAGCACCUGGGACCCAAAGCAAAGACCUGGCUCCUGGAGAUGCUGAACACAUGCAUGGCGCAGAAAACCAUCCCACCUGUUUAGAGAAAGGCCAAAGUGGUUGCAAUCCCCAAACCCGGCAAAGACCCCUCAUCCCCAAAGAGCUACCGACCAAUUUCUCUCCUUUGCAUCACAUACCAGCUCUAUGAGAGGCUGCUACUCCAACGCCUGAUGCCUCUCAUGGACACCAAGCUGACCAAAGACCAAGCUGGUUUCCGCCCUGGCCGCUCCUGUGCUGGACAGCUACUUAACCUCACCCAACACAUUGAGGAUGGGUUUGAAGAGAAACUAAUAACUGGAGCAGCUUUUAUAGACCUAACUGCUGCCUAUGACACUGUCCAACACCGCGCAAUGGUCAGGAAACUACUGGACAUGACUGGUGACCUGAAUCUCUGUCAAGUCAUCAAAAGCCUCCUCAACAACAGGCGAUUCUAUGUCCAGUUAAAUGACCAGAGGAGCAAAUGGAAAGCCUAAAAGAACGGCCUCCCACAAGGUAGCGUUUUGGCCCCUCUCCUCUUCAAUAUUUACACAAAUGACCAGCCAUUACCCCCAGAAUGCCAGCGUGCCAUCUACGCAGAUGACCUCUGCAUCACCACCCAACAAGUAGAAUUCCAGAAGAUUGAGUCCGUCCUUGAAAGUGCCCUCCAAGAAAUAUCAAACUACUACAAUAAUAACCACCACCGUAAACCCAACCCAUCCAAAACCCAACUAUGCAGCUUCCAUCUGAAGAACCGUGACACGAAAAGAGAACUGAGCAUCACCUGGGAUGGCCACAAAUUGUCCAACCAUCCACAUCCCAUGUAUCUUGGAGUCACACUUGACAGGACACUCUCCUACAAGAAACACCUGGAGAACACUAAAGCCAAGGCCAACACCCAUAAUAACAUCCUACGCAAACUAAUAACUCCAAGUGGGGCGCAGAUCCACCAACAAUCCGUGCUACUGCCAUAGCCCUGUGCUUCUCCACAGCAGAGUAUGCCUGCUCAAGCUGGAGCUGAUCACGCCACACCAAACUGGUCGACACAGCCCUAAACGACACCUGCCGCAUCAUCACGGGUUGUGUCAAGUCAACACCUAUCCCGUGCCUGUAUGCACUAGCAGGCAUCUCUCCCCAGCACAUCAGACGAUUGGGUAUCGCUCAAGAUGAGCGGAGAACACAGGAGAUGGAGAUGGAUGUCAGACACCCGUUACAUGGCCACAUAGCACCCCUACGCAUGCUCCGAUCCAGAACUAGUUUUGUUCAGACUGUUCUGCCCCUCCAGACAACCAAAGAAGCAACAAGGGCCAACAUCUGGGAAGAUGAAUGGAAGAGCUGUGACCCACGAGCUCUCAAAUGGUUGGACAGAGGAAUAACACCAACGGAAAGCCUCGCUAGUGGUCACGACCUUGGCUGGACUACCUGGAAGUCACUUAAUAGACUGCGUGUGGAACAGGGGAGGUGCAAAGCACUGAUGAAAGUGUGGAACUACACAAUAGAAGACAUGUGUAGCUGUGGAUCAAUGCAGACAAUGUCCCACCUACUGGAAUGUGCCGAUGCCCCCCAGUGCAGGCCAGAAGACCUGGCAGAGCCUACUCCAGCAGCUGUGGCCUAUGCCCGAUACUGGCAGAACGUCAUCUGA
Molecule: messenger RNA, 2888 nt
Organism: Xyrichtys novacula (pearly razorfish)
Lineage: Eukaryota; Metazoa; Chordata; Actinopteri; Labriformes; Labridae
Source: the annotation of a GenBank genome assembly